AUGCUCAAGUCCAUAAAGCUCGAGUUUCUGCCAGCGAAUGCAACAGCUGUCAUUCAACCUAUGGACCAAGAUGUCAUUCAAAACCUUAAUGUCUUCUACAGGCGACAGCUUCUUCAUCGGAUUCUGCUGUGUGCGGAUAAUAACAAAGACUAUGGCAUUGACUUGCUCUCAGCGCCUCACAUUCUGACAAAUGCGUGGGCACAAGUGAAACCAGUAACUGUGCAGGACCGCUGCCAUUAUGCAGGCUUUGCUCAAGACUUGAGUCCAGUAUGCAACACUCUUUGUGAUGAUGAUGAUUCUGAUGCUGAUACAGUAUUCAGUGAAAUUGCUGGCACCACCACCUUCACACGGGAUGAAUAUGAAAUGGUGGAUUCGACCCUAGCCACGUGCCGGGAAGAGAAGCUGGAGGAACUGAUUGCAGAGGUGCAGAAUAAGGACAACAGCUCCAUUGACGACGAUGAUGAAAUAGAGGACACUGUACGACAGACAGUGCCACAGCAUGAGGCAUGGCAUGCUGUCUUAAAGCGGCAGCAGUAGUUUGAACGAG
This is a messenger RNA of Ornithodoros turicata, 547 nucleotides long. RefSeq names its product tigger transposable element-derived protein 6-like. Lineage: Eukaryota; Metazoa; Arthropoda; Arachnida; Ixodida; Argasidae. The record is from RefSeq and is a predicted model, not a curated record. Gene Ontology annotation, molecular function: nucleic acid binding. The transcript has a single exon. Bases 1 to 537 code for a protein of 178 amino acids.